GUCGCUGGUCGCUCUGGCGUUGCAUCGAAGCGAAAAAUAACGCAUUCGCGGAGCUUCUUCGUCGCACUCGUGAUUGCCGAUGGUAGCAGGCAGCAGAUGGCAGCAGUAGCUGGUCGAAUGCUGCGCCUGCGCGCAAUUCGGGCACGUCACGUGACCAGUUGCGCCUGCGUGACAUCGCGGCAAGAUGGCGAGCAGCCGCGAGCAGACGAGACGGAUCGACGACGACGGAACUGACGGGGACGAGGACGAGGAGACGGGACACGGGACGUGAUUCUACCCUACCACACGGCACACGCACACGCACAUUGUUGUACGACUCGUAGCUUGUGGCUCGGAACGACUGAGGGCCUGAGUACGGAACGCCGAUGGCGCUGUCGUCGAGUCAUUAUUCGAGCACAGCAGGCGGCGGCAGGGAGAGGAGAGUGUAACUCGGCUCGGAGAGGAGGUAAUCAGUCGCGGUGGGUCGUGUGUGAAGCUUUGAGCAACGUCGAUGCUGCAUCCGCGUGAUUCACGUCCGUGGCGCGUCGUUUCGUGUCGAGCAGCAACUGCAGCAGCAGCAGCAGCAACAUCCAAUGCAGGAUACCCGUGCAGAAACAUGAUCGAUCCAGAAACUCAUGGUAGCGUGUUUCCGCGACUAAUCCGGGUCGAGUAGCGACGAGUCGCACCCGGUGGUGCGCCUAGCCUCUAGGAGGGCUUCUGCUCGAAUUUAAAGUGCUUGUUUGCGUGCGUGCGUGCUGGUGCGGGUGGGCGGGCGGGCGUGCGUACGUGCAUGCGUGCAUGCGUGCGCGCAUGGAAACGUGCGUACGUGCGUGCCAGUCGGUCAACCAGCCAGCCAGAGCAGCCAAAGUAGCCAGCCAGCCAGUCAGCCAGCGUCUCAGGAGUGAUAGUGUGGAGUGUGGACGCGGCGUGCCUCGGCGUGCCUCGACGUGCCUCGGCGUGCGAUUCCCAAAUCAUGGGAUCGAGGAGCAACGAGAGUCGCGGUUGCAACGGGAAUCGUAGCGCCCAAGACAUGGCCUGCCACGAUCGCGUCGAGACGGACUUCGAGUUUACGGUGCCGCCGGAAGCUCCGGUGUUCGAACCGACCAACGAAGAGUUUCACGAUCCCCUCGCUUACAUCGCCAAGAUACGGCCGAUCGCCGAGAGGUCCGGCAUCUGCAAGAUCAAACCGCCACCCAACUGGCAGCCACCAUUUGCCGUGGAUGUGGACAAGUUUAAAUUUGUUCCAAGAAUACAAAGGUUGAAUGAGUUAGAAGCCAAGACCAGGAUAAAGCUUAAUUUUUUAGAUCAAAUCGCUAAGUUCUGGGAGCUUCAAGGUUCCUCCUUGAAAAUUCCGCUUGUAGAACGUAAAGCACUGGACUUGUAUUCUUUACAUAAAAUAGUUACAGACGAAGGUGGCAUAGAAACUGUGACUAAGGAGCGAAGAUGGGCAAAAAUUGCCAAUAAACUUGGUUACCCAUCUGGACGAAGCGUAGGCAGCAUAUUAAAAAAUCACUACGAGAGAAUUUUAUAUCCCUUUGAUGUUUUCAAGCAAGGAAAGAUAUUGUCAGAUAUUAAAAUUGAACCGGAAUCGGACGCAAAUGAAAAGAGGGAUCGCGAUUAUAAGCCACAUGGCAUAAUAUCUCGACAGCAAAUUAAACCGCCGAAUGAAAAAUUUUCGCGACGAUCUAAGCGUUUUUCCGGACAAGACGAGAAGCAAGAUGUAUCGAUUAAGCAAGAAGACUGCAAGGAGGAAUGCGACUCGGAUAAUGAGUGCAAAGAUAAAAUUAAGAGUAGACACAUCAGUUGCGAUACGGAUAAGAGCAAAGAACUUAAAAAGUUACAAUUUUACGGACCCGGCCCGAAAAUGGCAGGUUUUAAUACCAAAGAGGGAAAGAAAUCUAACAAAACGCGUGGCUUGAAGCUCGUUUAUGAGUUUGAUCCUUUGGCAAAGUAUAUUUGUCAUAAUUGCGGAAGAGGCGACAAUGAAGAAAACAUGCUGUUGUGCGACGGAUGUGACGACAGUUACCACACAUUUUGCCUUAUGCCGCCAUUAACGGAAAUACCAAAGGGCGACUGGCGAUGCCCCAAGUGCGUCGCUGAAGAAGUCUCGAAACCGAUGGAGGCCUUCGGCUUCGAACAAGCGCAGAGAGAAUACACCCUGCAACAAUUCGGAGAAAUGGCCGAUCAAUUCAAGAGCGACUACUUUAAUAUGCCUGUGCAUAUGGUUCCAACGUCACUAGUGGAAAAGGAGUUCUGGCGAAUAGUCUCGUCCAUUGACGAAGACGUGACUGUUGAAUACGGCGCCGAUUUACACACGAUGGAUCAUGGUUCCGGAUUUCCUACCAAGACUAGCGUUAAUUUGUUCACUUGCGAUCAAGAGUAUGCCGAAUCUUCAUGGAAUUUAAAUAAUCUGCCGGUUUUACGUGGAAGCAUUCUAGGCCACAUUAAUGCUGAUAUUAGUGGCAUGAAAGUUCCUUGGAUGUACGUCGGCAUGUGCUUUGCGACAUUCUGUUGGCACAACGAAGAUCAUUGGAGCUAUUCCAUUAAUUAUUUGCAUUGGGGCGAACCAAAGACAUGGUAUGGUGUACCGGGUUCUCAGGCGGAACGUUUCGAAAAAUCUAUGAAAUCCGCUGCGCCGGAGCUGUUUCACAGCCAGCCUGAUCUAUUGCAUCAACUUGUUACCAUUAUGAAUCCGAACAUCUUGACAAGUGAAGGAGUACCAGUAUUUAGAACAGAUCAACACGCCGGUGAAUUUGUCGUAACAUUUCCGAGAGCGUAUCACGCAGGCUUUAAUCAAGGUUACAAUUUUGCAGAAGCUGUUAAUUUUGCACCUGCGGAUUGGCUUAAGAUUGGACGAGAUUGCAUCACGCAUUAUUCCAAUUUACGAAGAUUCUGUGUUUUUUCUCACGACGAGCUGGUUUGUAAAAUGUCAUUGGAUCCAGAUUCGUUAGAUAUCGGAGUCGCAACCGCCACGUAUCACGACAUGUUGCAAAUGGUAGAAGAUGAGAAAAAAUUGCGAAAAAACUUAUUAGAAUGGGGUGUAACAGAGGCGGAACGUGAAGCUUUUGAGCUUCUACCAGAUGACGAGAGACAGUGCGAAGCAUGCAAGACUACCUGUUUUCUGAGUGCAGUUACAUGUUCGUGCCACAGCUUGCAGUUAGUUUGUUUGAGACACUUUGCUGAUUUAUGCUCUUGCCCACCAGAGAAGCAUACAUUGCGUUAUCGAUAUACAUUGGACGAGCUACCGAUCAUGCUGCAAAAGUUAAAACUGAAAGCUGAGUCGUUCGACUCGUGGGUGACCAAAGUGAAGGAAGCAAUGGAUCCUAAGAAUGACAAAAUUGAAUUAAACGAGUUGAAAGAUCUUCUAAAUGAAGCUGAGAACAAGAAAUUUCCGGAAAGUGAAUUACUGACCGCUCUAACGACCGCUGUCCAAGAUGCUGAGAAAUGUGCAAGCGUUGCGCAACAGCUAUUAAACAAUAAACAACGUACGAGGACUAGGCAUACAAUUGAUACCAAGUAUAAACUCACUGUGGAAGAAUUAACACUUUUUUAUAAGGAAAUAACUAAUCUGUGCUGUGAGCUUAAGGAAUCGGAUGGUGUAAAAUUUAUACUCGAUCAAGUAGUACAAUUUCAAAAGGAUGCAGUAGAACUCGAGUCCAAAGACGAAGACUGUGACGUAGAGAAAUUGGAAAAAUGCAUUGACUUUGGUGACUCUAUCUGCAUAGAAUUGCCUCAACUAGUACGAUUGAAACAAAAACUGGCACAAAUCCAGUGGUUAGAAGAAGUAAAAUCUCUUCAAGAAGACCCAAAGUCUGUUAGUCGCGAAGAAGUGGCCAAGCUAAUCGAGAAAGGUAUGACGAUACCACCUCAUGUCAGUAUCGAAAAUACAUUGUCAGAAUUGCACGCGUUAACGAAGGCGAUCGAUAAAUGGGAAGAGAAGGCCAAGGUGUUUCUUAAUACCAAAAAUAGACGAAUGAUCACGGAUGUGGAGGAGUUUAUUCGUGAGGCAGAUGAGGUUGAGGCAUAUUUGCCAAGUUUGGAUACUCUUCAAGAUAUACUUAAUAAAGCGAAGAACUGGACAAAACUGGUCGACGAUAUACGAGCAAGAGAGAAUUUUCCAUAUUACGAUACUUUGGACGAUUUAUUAAAGAAAGGAAGAAAUAUCCCUUUGCAUCUAAACGACCUUCCAACGUUGGAGUCUACUCUCUCGCAGGCGAAAGCUUGGAAAGAAAGAACCGCGAGAACAUUCCUGAAAAAAAAUUCGCAUUAUACGUUGAUGGAAGCUCUGUCACCGCGAAUUGGCGUCGGAGUACAGGCAAUGAAAACUAAGAAGAACAAGGGUGACGAAGCCGUAGGUGCUAUUUGUGUCUGUGAUACAAAAUUGGACGAUUCCAGCAACUCUGCAAACGUGGUAGCUGCCUUCAAACUAGCAGAACAGCGCGAAAUGGAGGCGAUGAGAAGCUUGAGAGAAAGAAAUUUAAUGAAGAUGAAAGCGGAAGCAGAAGAUUCCAAGUAUUGCGUUUGCCGGCGACCGAGAUACGGUAUUAUGCUCCAAUGCGAGCUUUGCAAGGAUUGGUUUCACACGAACUGUGUGCCUUUGUCUAAAACACCAUACAAAGGUAAACCACCAGCACCCAAGGACAUGAAGUUUUUGUGUCCAUGCUGUCUACGUUCUCGACGACCUCGUCUGGAAACUAUACUGGCUCUCUUAGUGAGCCUUCAAAAAAUUCCGAUCCGAUUGCCGGAAGGAGAAGCGUUGCAAUGUCUAACGGAACGCGCGAUGAAUUGGCAGGAUCGAGCGAGGAAAGCGUUAAUUACCGACGAGGUGUCAUCGAUAUUGACUAAGCUUUCUGUAAUGUCGCAAAAGUUAGUUGAAGCUGCGGCAAGGGAGAAGACGGAAAAAAUUAUCAGCAGCGAGUUAAAAAAGGCUGCGAAUAAUCCUGAACUGCAUCAAAGAGUGCAGGCUAUAGCGCCCCUCAGCGGAGUGCAUUCAGACGAUAGCACGCCUAGUACUGCUGAUGACGAUGACGACAUCGUUACCCUGGAUGACGAACCAACAUGUAGUACUUUUAAUAGUAACGAGCACGCAUAUUCCUAUAUAUCGAAAAUUCGACGAAAAACUCAAUCGAGUGACAGUGAGUCAUUUGGCAUGUUAUCUUCAAGCACGAGGUCACGUUUAGAGGAACUUAUGAUGGAAGGCGACCUAUUAGAAGUCGCGUUGGACGAAACUCAGCACAUUUGGCGCAUAUUGAGUCAUAUGAAUAAUUAUAAUACCAUGCGAAAAUACAAGUCGCUCGAAGAAGUCCAAGCGAAUAUUAAUCAGGAGGUGAAGAAACGAGGUAGGAAGAGAAAAUCGGAGGAGUUCGAAUUACUUAAGAAAGUCGGACGACAAAAAGUUGAAGAGAAAAACGUGGUUAAACGCAGCAAGAGCAGUGGUGGUCCUGUCACUAAAGAAAAAAGGCAGAGCAGUUCACCGGUUCCCGUAAAGCGUGGACCUCGAAAGAUGAAACGCAAGAGCGAGGGCGAGGAAGGCCCUAGGAAGCGAGGCGGCAAUCGCACGAAGAAGACCAAGCAAGAAAGUUCGGACGAAGAGGAUGAUUGCGCGGCAGUUAACUGCCUACGGCCUAGUGGUAAAGAAGUUGAUUGGGUUCAGUGUGACGGUGGCUGCGAAGGUUGGUUCCAUAUGCAUUGUGUCGGAUUGGAUCGCACAGAAAUUGCGGAGGAAGAUGAUUAUAUUUGUAGCAACUGUAAAGAAGCCGAUCAAAAUGCAUCGGUAUAAAUAUGCAUGUCAGCGAAUACAUGUAAACGUCCCACAUCGUGAAAUUUAACUCGACAAGAUUUCACUUUUUCGUUUUUUGUUACAUUAUUUUGUUACAUUCAAUUAUAGUUUUAGAGGCAGUCUUUCUUUUUGUGUUAAACGUUAUAGUCGAGAUAUGCGCCAGAUCCGGCUGAAUUAUUAGGUCUGGAUGCACUUCUUUCACUUUCUCAGUCUCAGGAGUACCAUGGCAGCACCACCGACACGGAAGCGGGUGUCUAGGAAAACGACAUUCCUCGUCCUAGGAUUCACUAGCCCACUUCGUGUCGUCUGUUAGCUCUGCACAAGGCUCCGGAGCGUUUGCGAUAAUAGCGACUCUCGAUGCAAAGUUAACAUUAAUAAUUAUUUCUCACCCAACUAUUGCAGAUCGUUUGCAUUAUCAAGUAUAGUUUACGAGUUAGCGAGUGAGCGCAACUUAAGAUGCAAAGUAUUAUAGCAUAGUCGAGUUACGAUACAGCGAUCAUACAUGGUGAAUAUUUUCUAUCAAUUGCGUUUUUCAUUUGCGAAGAUUAUGUCUUUAGAUGCUAAUAGCAUCGCUAGUCAAUCAUCGAUCUGCAUUUAUACAUCGAUCUAUAAAAUUUACAAGUAGGAACGACGCUACACAAUGCAAGACAUCAGAAAAUUAUUUUGUGCUUCUAUACACGCAUGUACGCGUGUUUCGGAAUUCAGUUGUACGAAAAUACGAAUGCCUAUUUUACUUUAUGCACGACUGUGAAAAAUAUUCGUUUAUGUUUCCGAUGUUUCCGUGUGUAUAUCUGAUUGUUCUCUUUACGAAAAAUUAUUCAUUUCAUUUCAUACCGACAGACAAGUGGACGAAUCACGGAUGAACCGUGAUGGACGCCUUUAAUAGUAAUAAAUUCGUUCAUGGAGAAGAAUGUCGAUUUUUUAAAUGUUAUAUUCGCACAUUUCACUGUGGAUGAUACGAAAUAAUUUCUACACGAGAUAAUUAACGAUCUGCGACCACAAGAUUGCAUCAUUUGUAGCAAUCUUAAUAACACGGUCUAUAAUACGCGUAUUACCUUAAUGUUGGUAUACCCUGAAAUAAGGAUAUAUUACAAGCCGAUUAACCCGAACGAUGAGUGAUACACUAUGAGAACAUAGUGGUGAUUUAUCGCAACCAAUCGUUUCCGAAAUAUAGUGUUGCGUGUUACGAUGGCCAAGUGUCCAUCGAUCUUUUGUAUCGGCUUUUAAAAUGUUUACUGGGCGCACAAAGCGAUAAGCGAGGAUUUCCUUUGCGCCGAUCGUAUGUACAGAAUAGACUGAGAGAUGUGUGUAUUAUGAUUAGAUUAUACAUAAGAUUUUAGAAUAUAUCAGAAUAUAGAAUAAAUAUAAGCUAUAGUUUGUAUAAAAUAAAAGGAAACGAUUGAGACAAGCAGAUAAAUUAGCAUAUCUAUACUCUGCCUUCCCGAAAUAGUAAUCUGUAAAUAUUCGCUGUUUUUGCACCAGAGGCUAUACAACUCUAUUGCGUUUUAUGUUUACACUUCUUGUAAUUCUACGAUUUUCUCUAUCAUUUAUAUCUGUUCUUCAUCUUUGUUUAGUUCUUAGAAAAGGGAAUGUUUUCCCAAAUUCCUAAUUUAAUUACAGUAGCUGCGUUUUAUUAUGUUCCUUUUUUUAAAACUUAAAUUCAUGAAAAAUGACUUUUUCUCUAUCUUAUUUUUUAUACUAUCAUUUAUUGUAUAAAAAUAACGAUUUAACGAUAUUGCAUCGUCUUUUAAGUCCUUUUAUAUAAUUGUCAAAGUUACGUAUGUUAUUGGAUUAUAUUAAGUGCAACAGUUAUAUGAAUUAUAUUGCAUAACAUGGUAAGAUAAUUAGUUUUACUUUAAAAAAAAAGAGUAUACAAUCAAAUAAUAUUAAGAAAAUACGUUAUUAGAUUACAAGAUUUAUUAGAGAAGCAUUUUAUGAAGAAUGUUGAUUUUUGCGACAAGCCAUGUUGUGACUUUCCACCAAGAAUGGUAUUAUACCUAGAACGUCUCGUUAAAUUAAAAUUGAAUACUAUAAGCCAUUUGAUUCUGACAUGAAUUAAAAAUUUAUGCUUGAUACUAAUUUAACUAUUAUUUCAAAGGUUUGUAUUAUUUGACUUUACGUAAAAGUCCAUCCAAUGCGAAAUAUACGCGGAACGCAGAGUGUUUUGUAUAGAAAAAGAACUUUUAUCUUAGGCUAAAUCACAAAUAACUCGUGAAUGAAUCCAAGGGAAAGAAUUUUGUAGAAUUAUUGAAAAAUUUAAAGAAUUUUUUGUUUUGUAGUGAAAAUCUGGAAAACUUAAAUCAACGAUAGCACAGUGUGUUUUAAAUAGUUGUAUACUUGUCGGACAAAUCUUAACGUUUGAUGAACGAGCUUUGCUAAUGUGAAUACGGAAGAUUUUAUUCUAUCGUUAAUUAUAGGGAGAUAAGAGAGAUGUCGAAGAAUUCGAUUUUAAUAGAAUUUAUUGUAACACAAAUAUUGACUCUACUGAUAAAAUCUAACCACUUGUACAUUGUCAGCAAUGAGUAUGCUACAUUUUAUUUAAAACAGGCUGUGAAACAAAGAAUUGAUGGGACGUGUACACAUAUAUUUUUGUAUAAAUUAAUAAGACCCAAUAAUCAAUCAUUUCGAUUGAUGUUGAACGUGACGCAAGUAACACACAGUGGAUUUUUAAUAGCAUUUUCAAAAAUGCUAACAUUAACUCUAAUGUUUAUGAUAUUUCGAUAUUCUUGUUAUUUUAUUUUAUUUUUUUUUUGUGUAAUAUGAAUCGAUUCUGUUUUAAUACUGAAAGCGGGAUGCAAGAUAUGUAAAAUAUAUUGUGUCCGACGGUUACUUAUAUUUAUUCAGCAUGCAUUAACAAUGCGUUAUUACGCAAAUGGAACGGAAAAUCGGUAUCGCCUUACGUGUUCUAGCUAAACAACUGUACGUUCGCAUCGUAAAAUAUUUGUAUCAUUUCGAAUGAUUAAUUACUCGUUAGAUAUCUAAGGCAAGUGCCUACGUACGUUUCCGAUAUUCUGUUACGUGCAUCAACUCGUUGCACGCAAACAUCUCGACAACAUCAUUCUCACCGUAAUAUGAGAUAGUCGUGCAAAUGUAUUAAAAUUAUCGUAAAUUGCUCGUGAUUAUUUAGUCCAUUCAAUCAUGACAACGUGAAUGUUACAUUUUUAGGCAGCUAGUUUUAUAAUCACAUUCUGUCUUUAUAUGCACAUACAGAUACACACAACGAAAUUUUUUUUUAAUGAUGGAUGUUAUAUGUUUGGAGAAUACUCGCGAGCAGUUUUUUUAGACAAUAGACAUUUUCACAAAUUAGAAUUUUUGUCACUGGGAUGUAUGAUUUUUCAUAUUUAGCAUAGUCUUUUUUUUUUUCCAAUAUAGAUUAUUAUGAUUAAAACUGCGGUCUUCUCCGCCAAGUAAAUAUUGCGAAUGCGAUUCUGAUAUUCUGUUAUGUUCUCAAGCUUCUACAAGUUUACCGUAAUUGAUCUUGAAAUCUCUCGACUAAUGCGUCAUUUAUUCGCCGUCGAAGAAUUGUAUAUAAAGCGAAUUUCUGUAAUUUCUGACCGAAAGCUAACUUAAUGUGUAUAGCGAUAAAGAUAUAUCACUUUGCAAUAGGACCUUAUUUGAGACGGAGUCUCGCUCUUUUCGAUAAGAAGGCGAUUUACUUCUUGUUGCAUAUAUUAUCGUAGAUGUAUCUAUGAAUAAAUCACUUGACGUCAAAGAA
This is a messenger RNA of Solenopsis invicta (red fire ant), 9473 nucleotides long. It is a transcript of the gene Kdm5, whose product is annotated as lysine-specific demethylase lid. NCBI's taxonomy places the organism in Eukaryota, Metazoa, Arthropoda, Insecta, Hymenoptera, Formicidae. The record is from RefSeq and is a predicted model, not a curated record. Gene Ontology annotation, molecular function: DNA binding; histone demethylase activity. The coding region runs from base 953 to 5758 and encodes 1601 amino acids. The transcript has 18 exons. Gene Ontology annotation, biological process: chromatin remodeling. Gene Ontology annotation, cellular component: nucleus.